Messenger RNA from Doryrhamphus excisus (bluestripe pipefish), 2222 nucleotides. Its product is annotated as CCN family member 3-like. Gene Ontology annotation, cellular component: extracellular region; extracellular matrix. The record is from RefSeq and is a predicted model, not a curated record. Gene Ontology annotation, biological process: signal transduction; chondrocyte differentiation; positive regulation of cell differentiation. NCBI's taxonomy places the organism in Eukaryota, Metazoa, Chordata, Actinopteri, Syngnathiformes, Syngnathidae. Gene Ontology annotation, molecular function: integrin binding; heparin binding.
ACAGCACAAGCUAGAGAGAGACAGAAGAGGGAAACUUCAACCCUGAAUCUAAAGACGCAAGGCAGCUUCAGCACUGAAGAUAUUUUGUUCAUUCAUCUUUGUAUAUUGAGAAGAUGGCUAUUUUGUGUGAUAGAGCUCUUUUUCUCUUCUGCUUUAUAGCACAGGUCUUCACAUUAGCCUGGUCCCAAGCUUGUCCUCGUAGGUGCCAGUGCACAGAGGAGCCCCCGAUAUGUCUCCCUGGGGUGCCCCUCAUUCUCGACGACUGCGCCUGCUGCCUCGUGUGCGCGCGCCAGAAAGGUCAGGUGUGUUCUGACAUGAACCCCUGUGACAUGCGUAAAGGCCUGCAGUGCGACUACGCCUCGGAUGACCACAAGAAGACCGGCGUAUGUGUGGCUCAUGAAGGACAAAUCUGUCUUCUGGACGGAGUGGUCUACAAGAACGGCGAGACCUUCUUCCCCAACUGCAAGCACCAGUGUUUGUGCCGUGACGGGCAGAUCGCCUGUAUACCACGCUGUAAUAUGGACGUCAUGUUGCCUGGGCCUGACUGCCCUACGUCAAGGAGGGUGCAGGUCCCUGGGGAGUGCUGCGAGAAGUGGGUGUGUGAGCCCCAGGCGGAAGCCAGUGCACUGGGGGGCUUUGCUAUGGCAGCCUUUCGUCAAGAGGAAACUGCUAGCUUUGAUUCCUGGGACCCCAGCCUAAAUUGCAUUGAACAGACAACGGAAUGGGGGGCUUGUUCUCAAACCUGCGGCAUGGGAGUAUCCACUAGGGUUACCAACAAGAAUCGCCACUGUGAGCUGGUGAAGCAGGCCCGCUUGUGCAUGGUCAGACCCUGUGAGGACCAGCAAGACCAGACAGCUGUCAUGCUGCCAAAGAGAGGCAGUAAAUGCCAGAGGAUGGUGAGGAGCGACACAGCCGUCCACCUUUCUUAUAAGAACUGCACCAGUGUGCACACAUACAAACCUCGCUACUGUGGCUCCUGCACGGAUGGACGCUGCUGCACCCCUCACAGAACCAAGACCGCCUUGGUGGAUUUCACAUGUCCAGGCAGUAAAACCAGCAAGAGGCCUGUCAUGGUCAUCCUGACCUGUGCGUGCCACAAUAACUGCCCACGAGACAACGCGGUGUGGCAACCUUCAGAGCUGACCUACAGUGGCAUGAAGUGAACAAUCUAUGGAAAUAUUCAUUUGAGCUGGAGAGCAGGACCAAUGCCCGUGCAACAACUGUUUAACAUGAGUUGCAUCAACUCUAAACUUUAGUGAGCACUUCUGUUGUAUAUAAAUAGUUCAGAGAGGUCGGAUUUAUGAUUGACGACAUGUGGACACUCUUGUGCACAUGAGAGUCUAUUAUUCUUUUUAGAAUGAAAGCGCUUAAACCUUAGGAGAUGAAGAGGCUCUCUUCUGAUAAAUUGAACUAUAAACUAAAAAGUACUGUUGUUGUGACAAAAAGCUUUAUUUGAGGACCAAGGCAGUGAGAAUAUAAUUUCAGGUUUGCCUUUAACCCUUAACACUUAUUGUAAUAGUUUAUAUCACUGCAAGGGUCGAAAUGAAAGCUUGCAGUGGACAGUUUUCAAGUGUGGGAUGCAUUUUUGAAAUAACUGGACCGUGCUCGACGACCUGGCCCUAAAAAAAAAUGGGCUCAACCUGUGAUCAGAGGACAUUAUUGAGACUCUGUGCCAUUUCUCACGUCUGCCUGAAAUCACCUGCCUUGUUGUAAUCCAUGCAAUUGUUAUUUGCUGGUGUAAAUGACAGGAGAUUUUUUUGCUCUACAGUUGAUUUUUUUCCCCUAUUUUUAUUGUUUUUUUGCACCAAACUUAUAACUGUUACCAGGGAGGUUGUGGUAUCCUGCAAAAAUCAUCUUUUAAUAAUUAAUGUUAAUUAAUUAAUCUCAUAAAUGGUAUCAGCGACUAAAGAAGAGUAGAUGAAUGUAUGUAUGACUGACUGUAUGUUGUUAUCUCCAGCUGGAUUUGACACUGUUUUUAUGAAUUUGCCUUUUUACACCAACACAAUGGAUCUGAAAUAAAAACAACCACAAUAUAAAGUGUAGACACAGCUUUUAUUUGAAAGAUUAGACAAAAAUAUGACAUCCACUGUUUAGGACAGGGGUAUCAAACUCAAUUUACCUGGGGGCCACUGGAGCUAGGGUCUGGGCAAGGCUGGGCCGCAUCAGGUGUUCCAAAAAAAAAAAAAAAACGCAUUUAUUAAAAACAGAAAAAUAUACAAACU